UGCAUGGUUAUUGCAACACACCAGUGUCUAGCUACACCCGUCUGUGGGUGACGCAAGGAGGAGUGUGCGGGACGCCGGGCGUCAUCACGUCAAAGCAAAAGGGAAAAGAUCCGAACAGGAACGGCAGAGGCCGAUAUCAGGAAGGUAACCAUGGCGAUGACGGGCCAGAGUUCCUUCUCCUCGAUGAGUAACCACACGAAGGAGCGAGUGACCAUGGCCAAGGUGACCCUGGAGAACUUCUACAGCAACCUCAUCGCCCAGCACGAGGAGCGCGAGAUGAGGCAGCAGAAGCUAGAGAAGGUGAUGGAUCAGGAGGGGCUGGCAGAUGAGGAGAAGCGGGUGCGGCGCUCCCAGCACGCUCUGAAGGAGACGGAGUUCCUGCGUCUGAAGAGGACGCGGCUCGGCCUGGACGACUUCGAGUCCCUGAAGGUCAUCGGGAGGGGAGCCUUCGGAGAGGUGCGGCUGGUGCAGAAGAAGGACACGGGGCACGUGUACGCCAUGAAGAUCCUGCGCAAGGCCGACAUGCUGGAGAAGGAGCAGGUGGGCCACAUCCGGGCAGAGAGGGAUAUCCUGGUGGAAGCUGACAGUCUUUGGGUGGUGAAGAUGUACUACAGCUUCCAGGACAAGAUGAACCUCUACCUCAUCAUGGAGUUCCUGCCUGGGGGGGACAUGAUGACUCUGCUGAUGAAGAAGGACACGCUCAGUGAGGAAGCGACACAGUUCUACAUGGCGGAGACGGUGCUGGCCAUCGACUCCAUACACCAGCUGGGCUUCAUACACAGAGACAUCAAGCCUGACAACCUGCUGCUGGACUCCAGGGGUCACGUUAAGCUGUCUGAUUUUGGGCUCUGCACUGGCCUGAAGAAGGCCCACAGGACCGAGUUCUACAGAAACCUCAACCACAGCCUGCCCAGCGACUUCACGUUCCAGAACAUGAACUCCAAAAGGAAAGCUGAAACCUGGAAGAGAAACAGACGGCAGCUGGCCUUCUCCACGGUCGGCACGCCGGACUACAUCGCCCCAGAGGUCUUCAUGCAGAACGGAUACAACAAGCUCUGCGAUUGGUGGAGCCUGGGGGUCAUCAUGUACGAGAUGCUGAUUGGCUACCCCCCGUUCUGCUCGGAGACGCCCCAGGAGACCUACAGGAAGGUGAUGAACUGGAGGGAGACGCUGAUCUUCCCGCCCGAGGUGCCCAUCUCCGAACGAGCCAAAGACCUCAUCCUCAGGUUCUGCUGCGAGUCGGAUCACCGUAUCGGGGCUUCAAGCGUGGAGGAGAUCAAGACUAACCUCUUCUUCCACGGGGUGGACUACAACCACAUCAGGGAAAGGCCAGCCGCCAUCCCCAUCGAGAUCAAGAGCAUCGACGACACGUCCAACUUCGACGAGUUCCCAGAGUCGGAUAUUCUCCAACCCACAGCCUCUGUGGUCACCAACCACUCUGAGGCAGACCUGAAGAACAAGGACUGGGUCUUCAUCAACUACACCUACAAGCGCUUCGAGGGCCUGACGGCCCGAGGGGCCAUCCCCUCCUACAUGAAGAGCGGGAAGAGGUAGAGCCAGGGCUCUGCAGGGCUGUGGAGAACAUCGCUCUGGCCUCCUCGUCCUCCUCAUCCUCCUGAUCCUCCUCAUCCUCCUCAUCCUCCUCAUCCUCCUCGUCCUGCUCGGGGCUCAAAGUGCUGCUGUUCCCCUGCAGCAUGAAGCGCCCCAGGCUCCUCUCCUCCUGUCCCGGGCCCCUCCCCUCUCACCCGGGCCCCUCCCCUUCCACCCCAGCUCCUCCCCUUCUCCCAGACUUUUCCCCUCCUCCCCUGAAAGCCUAAUUUCUGCACCCAGAUGUCUUCACUCGGAAAGCCACACCCGAGUGACUCAGAACUUUCCGGUCCCCAGUUCCAGAUUUCUGGAACGUUCCACCCCGACCCCAGUCCGCAGGGUUCUGCUGUCUUCUCACACAAGGACCAGGACGCUACGACUGCAGUUUAAUUUAUUGUAUAUAUAUCUAUAUUUGUAUUCUUUCUGCAGACCACCAAAGAGCCGGUGGAGAGGUGUGGGUGUAGGGCCCCGGAACCCAUCCCAACUCCACCCACACACACCAGCCCCCCCUCCACCCACACACACCAGCCCCCCCUCCACCCACACACACCAGCCCCCCCUCCGCACACACACACCAGCCC
Conger conger (European conger) is the source of this 2168-nucleotide messenger RNA. It is a transcript of the gene stk38a, whose product is annotated as serine/threonine kinase 38a. Gene Ontology annotation, molecular function: protein serine/threonine kinase activity; ATP binding. The record is from RefSeq and is a predicted model, not a curated record. Lineage: Eukaryota; Metazoa; Chordata; Actinopteri; Anguilliformes; Congridae. Gene Ontology annotation, biological process: peptidyl-serine phosphorylation; intracellular signal transduction. The transcript has 14 exons. Bases 151 to 1554 code for a protein of 467 amino acids.